AUGGAAUUGGAGGGAGAGGAUGCUGAAGAUGAAAUUUUAGAAGAUAAUAGCUCCAUGAUUUUGCAGGAUGACAAUGAGAAAACCCAAUUACCUGAUGAAUGGAUCUAUGACCUGCAGUUGAAGAACCAAAGCUUCCUUGUCAAAAAUACUGAUAGUAAUAGCCACAGCUCUGUGGUGUCACAGCAAGUGAAUCAAGGCCCUCACUGUGAAGCUUCUCAGCCAACAGAAAAGAUGGAUGAAAAUGGGGGUGAUAUAGCAUGGACUCAGCCCACUGCAGAAGAUAAGGAGAAGUACAGAUCUGAUAGUUACCUGGAAAAGACAAAGAAGGUUAACAAGAAACAACAGUGGGGCCCUGUAAUUCCAUCAAGGAGGAGUAGCAGACUCAUUCAUAAUGGCAAGACUGUUUUGGAAAAUGCCCAGGAUUUCAAGAGAGAGUGGAACUUAGAAGACAAUGCAGGUAUAAGCAAAAAUCCCUUCAAAUCCCAUGUUGUUUCUAAAAAAUUAUUAAUAUAUGUGGCCAAGGAUAUUGGCAUUGGAAUAGAGGAUGGAAAUCCUAUUUUAGAUAAGAUGGUAGAUUUGGAUUCAAUUAGAAUAGCAGAUAUGCAAGCUAAAUGUAGUCACUAUGGUUGUUCCCGUCAAACUCUGGACACAGGAUUGUGUUCUCAGGCCCAAUUAGAGAAAACAGAUAGUGGGACUAGUACACCUCAGAAGAAUGAUCAGGAUGGAAAGCCUGAUCAAGUUAAGGACGACCAGGAAUUGGGUUGGUCCAAAGUAGGCCCUAGGAAAAAGAAUAAGAAAAAGUAUAAAUGA
Molecule: messenger RNA, 810 nt
Organism: Miscanthus lutarioriparius
Lineage: Eukaryota; Viridiplantae; Streptophyta; Magnoliopsida; Poales; Poaceae
Source: the annotation of a GenBank genome assembly